AUGGAUUGUACCACAAAUAUAUCUCAAUAUGUUCACAAGAUGGAAGAACCAGAACCACUAAGAAAAUAUUUAAAUAGCGCUGAGGACUAUCUUGUUUUUCUAUAUGGACCAAAACGCAGCCACCUGUCCCUGCCUAUGACUUGGGUUUAUGCUCUGAUCUUCAUAGUUGGUGUUUCUGGCAACCUUUUAGUAUGCCUGGUGAUUCUCAAGCACAGGAACAUGAAAACACCCACUAAUUACUAUCUCUUCAGCCUGGCUAUUUCAGACCUGCUAGUAUUACUCUUUGGGAUGCCCUUGGAAGUUUAUGAAAUGUGGAGCAACUACCCUUUCUUGUUUGGACUAGUAGGCUGCUACUUUAAAACAUCUUUUUUUGAGACUGUGUGCUUUGCUUCCAUUCUGACUGUCACCAUGGUUAGCAUAGAGAGAUAUGUGGCAGUUCUUCACCCCUUCCAAGCCAGGCUGAAAAGUACACAGCAGCGUGCUCUGAGGAUCAUCCCUGUCCUAUGGCUUCUGUCUGUCCUCUUCUCUCUUCCCAACACCAGCAUCCAUGGCAUUGUGCUACAAUAUUUUCCAAAUCACACAGAAGUUCCUGGUUCUGCAACCUGUGCUGUGGUCACAUCUAUGUGGAUCUACAACUGGAUCAUCCAGCUAACCUCUUUCCUGUUUUAUGUGCUCCCAAUGAGUGUCAUCAGUGUACUCCACUGCCUGAUGGUGAUGAGAUUGAGAGGAGACAGAUCCUUGGAAGCAGAAGAAAUGGGGGUGAAUGUUAAACGACCAUCCAGAAAGUCUAUCACAAAGAUGCUAUUUGUCCUAGUAAUCGUUUUUGGGAUAUGUUGGGCUCCGUUCCACACAGAUCGUCUUUUCUACAGCUUUGUUUCAACUUGGACAGAACCUCUUGCAAAUGUAUUCAACCUAAUUCAUGUGGUUUCAGGUGUUUUCUUUUAUUUGAGUUCUGCUGUGAAUCCCAUAGUCUAUAAUUUACUCUCCUGGCAUUUUAGGAUGGCUUUCCUGAGUGUCAUCUCUCCCAAGUGCAAAUGCUGGCACCCUAGAUAUCCCACAAGCCACCUCGCAUCCCGGCAAAGUAUGUUCAUGUUGGGGGAACAUAAUCACAGGAUAUGCUGA
Messenger RNA from Candoia aspera, 1122 nucleotides. RefSeq names its product neuromedin U receptor 2 (gene NMUR2). Gene Ontology annotation, cellular component: plasma membrane. The transcript has 4 exons. Lineage: Eukaryota; Metazoa; Chordata; Lepidosauria; Squamata; Candoiidae. Gene Ontology annotation, biological process: neuropeptide signaling pathway. The record is from RefSeq and is a predicted model, not a curated record. Bases 1 to 1122 code for a protein of 373 amino acids. Gene Ontology annotation, molecular function: neuromedin U receptor activity.